CAUCUGGUAAGCCUUCUUUCGAUUCCUUUUUUCAAUUUCCAUGCAUGCUUGUUGAACUUUCAAUAUUCGACUUAAUUUAAACGAGCUCAUAUUCUUUCAUACGUGAGAUGUAGACAAAUUUUUAAGUGCACAUUUCUUCAAAGAGAUAAGGAAUACUGCUGAUAUUUGGCUGAAAUUUCCAUCAAAGGAGUCUGUUCCAUACACAGAGUUGGUAAAGUGUCAGGAAAGCUAAACCCGUUCAAUUUCGCGUAUAUCAGCAGGAUUCAGUUGAUCUACUUGGAAAGAUUAUGAUUGAAGAAGGCCAAGUAAUGAUUAUUACAUGGUUUAAGAGUGUAUGGUCAUGGUUAUGGAAUAUCGCGGUUUACUUUCGAUCCAAAAUAGACAGUUCUAGUAAUGGUCAUGACAGCGAUGUAGACGGGGUUUUUAUUGACAGUGCUGACAACGCACAGAGAAGAUCACGUCCCAGUAUCGGCGUUGCACGCUCCGUUCCAACACGUAAAUUCAGAAAUCUGAAAGAUGACACCGUUCACCUUACGAAUCCGUACUGCGUGGUGAUUGUAAACAUAUUUUACAAGAACAGAGUAAGUCCACGGAACGGGGCUCAAGCUGAUCUCGAAAAUAUCCAAAGACUUCUGAAGGACAGUGCUGGUUUUAAAUCUGUUCAUGUUCAUGUGGAUGUGACACGAAGAAACAUUUUAGAGAUAAUGGAUGAAGUUUCUAAUUCAUCAGAAAUGGACAAUCACGAUGGUCUCGUCGUUUUUAUUUCAAGCCACGGGAAAGCAAAAGGAAUUAUUAUGGCAGACAAUGAAACGGUAAAAGUUGACGAGAUAACCUCAAGAGUUAACGGCAAGCAAUGCGACUCCCUCUGGGGAAAACCAAAAAUAUUCUUCAUUUCUGCUUGCCGGGGAAAGAAAAAAGAUGCCGGGGCGACUGGGCCUCAGCUCGUCACAUCAGAUUCAGGCGAGGACGAGAAACUAGCGGUGAGACUCCCAACCGAAGCAGAUUUCCUGAUCUGUUACUCAACCUCCAAAGGCUUCAUAUCCUACCGGAGAUUUAAUCUGGAUAUUAAACUUACCCCGGAUAUGGGAACUUGGUUAAUUAGCACCGUUACCCAAAUAUUCGAAGAAAGAAUGAAAGAUGAAGAUAUUAUGCAAAUGUUGACACGUGUUAACGCAACGGUGGCAAGCAAAGCAAGUGGUGGUGAUCACGUGGACGGCAUGAAGCAAAUGCCAGUGCAGAUGCACAUGCUGAGGCACCGAGUGUUCUUUGGAAAGUGACAAGUCGUCAUUUACUUAGCUUUUCAUUGUUUACGUAGAUUACAAACGGAUAAGAAUUAGCGGAUAUUUUUAAAACUUGGGAAACGCGAAACUUGUGAAAACUAUAGUGACCUAGCUCGGCACAUUUCGUUGCAAACCUCAAAUUUGUCUAACUUCAAUAUAUAUAUUUACAUAUCAAUACUAAAACCUUUAUUUAACAAUAAAGUACCAAAAUGUUUUCACGUAGAUAUUUCACAGUGUAUAUAUAGCAGUUGAGAAAAAUAAGGCAUGCGGGCAGGUAGUUAGUCAUUCAGUGACAAAAUUUCAAUAGAGAAAAAAUAGACUAUCAAAUGGGAAUUCAUUGUCAGGGUUGUAUAAUUCACUUUCUUUUCUUAUAAUGGAAAUUACGUCAACUUUUGAAACCAUGGACACAAGUCCCGUUUACGCUACACUAAAGUAUUAUCACCCACAACCAAUUUUAGCUACCAAUACAAACCCAAAGGCCGCGCAGUGAUAAAAUUUGUUUUAGCUGUGCCGUGCUAAUAAAUUGAAAGUUGUGUAAACGGAACUAAAAAUUCGAACGUCCAACAAAAAAGGUGGCU
This is a messenger RNA of Dendronephthya gigantea, 1858 nucleotides long. Its product is annotated as caspase-3-like. Gene Ontology annotation, biological process: proteolysis. Bases 288 to 1277 code for a protein of 329 amino acids. Gene Ontology annotation, molecular function: cysteine-type endopeptidase activity. NCBI's taxonomy places the organism in Eukaryota, Metazoa, Cnidaria, Anthozoa, Malacalcyonacea, Nephtheidae. The transcript is spliced from 5 exons. The record is from RefSeq and is a predicted model, not a curated record.